AUGCCUUCCAUCCGCAACACUCUUCUCUGCCUAAUGGCCACCUCCACAGCUGUCUACGCCGAGCACUUGAAGGUCGUCUGGUCCUCUGGCGACUUCUCAACCAUCUCCGGUCCCUCUGGCGGCAACACAAACGGCCACUACUCCGGCUUCGCUAUCAUCAACGACGCGGGCGAAGCUAUCUACGACCAGGGCUUCCCUGAUGACCACUCGCCUUGCUACAACACUGGUGAUGGUCGCGAAUUUACGAUCGAGGGUGACUGCUGGAGUACCCCUCGUAAGUUCAAGUGCAAAUCCGACUUCGGUGGCCACCCUGAUACCUGUGAGGUAAAAGAUGGUGAUGGAAACAGCUUGGGUACUGGUCAUGGAGAGACGGAUACUACUUUCAUCGGUAUUUCUAUCGGCCAGGAUGCUAGCUGUGUUGUGGAGUUUGAUUCUGAUAGUGACGGUUGUCCUGUCGAUGAUGGCAAUGGGCCUCUUCAUGUUACCUCGGGAUAA
This is a messenger RNA of Penicillium pulvis, 495 nucleotides long. RefSeq lists its product as uncharacterized. The coding region runs from base 1 to 495 and encodes 164 amino acids. The transcript has a single exon. NCBI's taxonomy places the organism in Eukaryota, Fungi, Ascomycota, Eurotiomycetes, Eurotiales, Aspergillaceae. The record is from RefSeq and is a predicted model, not a curated record.